Quercus robur (English oak) is the source of this 1380-nucleotide messenger RNA. Its product is annotated as peroxisomal (S)-2-hydroxyacid oxidase GLO4-like. The record is from RefSeq and is a predicted model, not a curated record. Gene Ontology annotation, molecular function: FMN binding; oxidoreductase activity. The transcript is spliced from 13 exons. The coding region runs from base 113 to 1207 and encodes 364 amino acids. Lineage: Eukaryota; Viridiplantae; Streptophyta; Magnoliopsida; Fagales; Fagaceae.
AAAUUUGAUAUCAUUUCUCCUAUUCAAUCCAUAUCUUCCAACUCAAAAACUAAGGUGCUCUGGCUAUCCAGUUUGUGUAAUCUUCAAAGGUUUUCAUCUCUCAUUGGACAAAAUGGUAGGUGAGCCAGUAAAUGUGAAUGAGUUCCAAGAAUUGGCUAGGGAAGCCCUUCCAAAAAUGUACUAUGAUUUUUAUGCUGGUGGAGCUGAGGACCAGUACACAUUAAAAGAGAAUGUGGAAGCAUUUCAAAGAAUCAUGAUUCGGCCUAGAAUUCUUGUGGAUGUUAGCAGAAUAGAUAUGUCAACUACUGUAUUGGGGUACAAAAUCUCAGCACCAAUUCUGAUUGCUCCAACUGCCAUGCAUAAGUUGGCACACCCUGAAGGAGAGGUUACCACAGCCAGAGCAGCCGCUGCAUGUAAAACCAUAAUGGUUCUAUCCUUCACUUCGUCUUGCACUGUGGAGGAAGUUGCUUCCAGCUGCAAUGCUGUUCGGUUCUUUCAAUUAUAUGUAUACAAGCAGCGAGAAAUAGCAGCCACGUUGGUGCAGAGAGCGGAGAGAAAUGGAUACAAGGCUCUUGUUGUGACUGUUGACUGUCCCAGAUUUGGUCGAAGGGAGGCAGACAUAAAAAACAAAAUGGUUGCACCUCGACUGAAGAAUCUUGAGGGUCUCUUAUCAAUUGAAGCUGAUUCUGAUAAUGGCUCAAACAUAGAAGCUUAUGCCAACAAGACAAUGGAUGCUUCCCUUUCUUGGAAGGACAUAGAAUGGUUAAAAUCAAUUACAAACUUGCCAAUUCUCAUCAAGGGAGUGCUUACUGGAGAAGAUGCAAUAAAGGCUGCAGAAGUAGGUGUUGCUGGGAUUAUGGUCUCCAAUCAUGGAGCUCGCCAACUUGAUUAUACGGAUGCAACUAUUAAUGUUCUGGAAGAGGUGGUUCAUGCUGUCAGAGGAAGAGUUCCUGUCUUCCUUGAUGGAGGAGUACGGCGAGGAACAGAUAUCUUCAAGGCAUUAGCCCUUGGUGCACAAGCCGUCCUUAUUGGAAGACCUGUUAUAUUUGGGCUAGCAGCAAAGGGUGAAAAUGGGGUGAGACAAGUCAUGCAAAUGCUGAAGGAUGAACUAGAGAUCACCAUGGCACUAUCUGGCUGUCCUAGUGUGAAGGACAUUACUAGACGCCAUGUGAGGACUGAGCGUGAAAGACUCCAUGCAAUGAUCUAAUAACAUAUGGAAGCAUUAGGACAAUAUCCUGGACAAAAAUGAUACAGACCAUUAAUUUAAUCAGUGUUUUAAAAUGGGUACAUUGUGAAAAGGGACUAUGAAUAAAUAUUUACCAUUUUUAUAUAAAAAUGAUAAUAAAAAUAAUGAAUAAUACUUUAAAAGGUUUCACUUUA